Molecule: messenger RNA, 2742 nt
Organism: Phialemonium atrogriseum
Lineage: Eukaryota; Fungi; Ascomycota; Sordariomycetes; Cephalothecales; Cephalothecaceae
Exons: 6
Coding region: 405-2510 (701 amino acids)
Biological process (GO): transmembrane transport; metal ion transport
Cellular component (GO): membrane
Molecular function (GO): metal ion transmembrane transporter activity
Source: RefSeq, a predicted model, not a curated record
AAGCGCCCCUCCAACUUCUUUAGUUGCGUGGGUUCGGGCACUGGGCAUAUGGUGUGCUUGAUUCGCUCUCCGUUGUCGUCGAGCCUCACUGCCGUCGUUGCUAUCUCCGUUUCCCCCGCGUGAGGCUGUGCUUCGGUCAGGAAACAGGCACGAGUGACAAAUGCAACUCGGAAAAAUAAACAGGCUCGAUGGAAGCUCGAUGGAAGCAAGGAAAUAAAUAAAGCUUUAUUUCCUGCACUUGACCCUCCCAGUCCCGUCUUCUGCCCCCUAUCUAUUCUUCUCUCUCUCGGCUUCUUUGUCCGUGUGUUGGCCCGCUACUUCAGUUCCUCUUAAGUUCUCAACGCUCCAGGUAUAUUGCACGAGGCUGCCCUUCCCACCGCAAGUGCUCAGCCUCCAGGGCUACGAUGGAGCGAAUCCCGAGCAGCGACGGCGCUCCCUCGCCUCUUGCCAGACCAGUCACGUUCGGCACGGAUUUGCCCCGAGCCAUGACUCUGGCCAGCGACACGACGGCAUCGACACUGUCUGGUGGUAACCCACGUGGCCGGAGGCUCACUGGUGAGCUCCCAGACCCAGCACGGUUGUUGGCUCAUGCCAACGGACGAGGGGAGGGGCCACGUUCCGUCCUCGAGCAGGAAUCCGAUUCCGAGAACGACAUCGAAUUCCUACCCUUGACGUCGCCAGCGUCAGGCUACCUCCCCCGGCCGCACCCUGAAUAUGCAGCUCCGUGCGUCCAGGAGCUGUUGCCUCACGAGUUCUUCACCGAGCAGGAUCUAGUUGGGCAUCUCAGGCAAUUAGAUGAGUCCAAGGUAGCAACGGCCACGGCCCUCGAUGAUCUAUGGGACCAGAGGAGCGAGCUAGACCCGACGAAUGUGAUCAAUUCGCUGGAGAGUUACGAGGACGAGCCCAACCCCUACACCAACGCCACCUAUGAGGUGUUCGAGGUCCUGAAGGAUGGCACAGCGGUGAGACAACACGACAAGCGAGAUGAUUCUGAUGAUGACAUCCUAGAAGCAGCAACAGUAUGGGGGACUAUAAAGGAGGUCAACCCUAGGAGAAAUGCUGUUGGCAGGAUGACGUUCCUCCAAGAACCAUCGCCACUCAUGCUAGGUGCGGCUCAUAUGACAAUGGCCAAGCAUUUCGACAUGGAUGAGCUAUUCCAGCAACUUGUCGGCACGGACGGCAACAAGGGCAAGACAAAGGCAUUCGUGAACCGAGCCUUUGAGAAGGACGAGCUGCACAGGCGGACCUUCUUCUUCGUUUUCAAAUACUACACAGUAGUCGGGGAGGGCCUGAAACCGGCACCCUGGCAGCAAUACGAUAACCGGCCGUCGGACAACAGGUCCCCUGACCACAUCGACCUUGCAGAGUGCAGCUCCAUCCUCGGCCUCUCCCUUCAGGGGCCUCAUAUGAAGGUGGUCGAGGGCCGGAAUCGCCGAACCAGACGGAACACCCGGAAAGGAUAUGUCUAUGAUCCCUUCGCUCCCUGGCACCUCCUCAGCAUCCAGUGCUUCCCGGAUGACGAGCACACCAUGCGCGGGGAGGAGGACGACAGCAAGCGCUUCAUCAACGGGCCCUACGCCUUCCUCGAUGCUCUGGUUACAGAAUAUAGGGAUGCAGUGAAGCGUUAUACAGGGCUCAACGAGAUGAUCACCAAGCUGAUCACGCCUCCUAGUGAGUUCAUGUUUAACCGCAAGCUGCGCGAUAAGCUUCUAUUCGAGGAUCAAGACUUCACCUACUCCCGCCGAUAUUUCUGGGCCUACAACACCCUCGGGGUCAUCAAUGAAGGCAUCAAGUCGAUGAUCUCGGCCUAUCUCGACACCUUCAACAACGAUUUCUGGGCUGGCCGCCACCAGACCCUCUGGCCGCAUCCGAGAGCCGACUCGGCCGAGGGGCGCAGUUACGAGUUCAGGAUGUCUUCCCUCAGACAGGAUCUCGAGAGGGCUGUGUUGGAUCUGCACAACAUGCACGCCAAGAACGGGAGGACCCGCGCGGAGAUCAGAUCGCUGCGGGAACAGCUCUUCAGCGGGAGCAGCGUCAAGGAGAGCAGGCGCGCAAUAGAGCAGGGAGAUAACAUCAAGAUACUGACGGGUGUCUCGAUGGUCUUCCUGCCCCUCACCUUUGUCACCUCUGUCUUCGGAAUAACCGAGUUCACCAUCUCAGCAAGUGACUGGCGCUUCCCCGUCACUAUGGUGUGCGUGUGCGUGCCCUUCUUCAUCAUCAUCUUUAUACUACAGACGAGGGGCGGCAUGCACGCCUUCAAGAAGUGCGGCAACUUCCUCGGACGGCACUUGAACCGCUACCUUCGCGCCGGGAGCACACGCCAGCACCAAGUCCAGCACCAGGGCGGGCAAUAUCACCCGUCCGCUGGGAAGAGGAUGCUGAAGAGGACGCAAUCCGGGAUACCGAACGGACAUGCAGCCACGACGGACCCGGAGAAGAAUGCGAGGUCGCCGUGGCCAUUCCUGGGCAAAAGGCGAAGAAGGGCUGGCGACCUAGAGGUUGGAAGAUAAUCGGCAUUGAACGCGUAUUUUGCUUUAUCUCAGCUUGUUGGGCGUUUGUAUCCGAGAGUUUUGCUGCGUCAAGCGAGCCAAGCGAUUAACUGGAAUUAGCACUGGAUUCAUGUGCGCCAUCUAAUAUGGCUAUUUUGCUCAUCAUACACGGAGGUUAUGGCUGGUUGGUGUUGGCAAAUGUCUAAUCUAGGUCCCUACUCGGUAUUCAUAGAGAAGCGCCGAAGGCCACUUG